AUGCCCGUUGUCAGCGUCGAGGACCUCGUCCGUCUUCAACGGAAGCCCGACGAUAUUCGCAAUAUUUGCAUCCUAGCACACGUUGAUCAUGGAAAAACUUCAUUAACAGACAGUCUCAUCGCCACUAAUGGCAUCAUCUCACCGAAGCUGGCGGGCAAGAUCCGCUAUCUGGACUCGCGGCCAGAUGAACAGCUGCGCGGAAUCACUAUGGAGUCUUCUGCCAUUUCACUCUUCUUCUCUAUGAUGCGCCGCUCAGCUCCAGAUGCUCAACCGGAGCCAAAAGAGUACCUCAUUAACCUGAUCGACUCGCCUGGUCACAUUGAUUUCAGCAGUGAAGUAUCAACCGCUUCACGUCUCUGUGAUGGUGCCGUGGUCCUUGUUGAUGCUGUGGAGGGAGUUUGCAGUCAAACGGUCACUGUUCUUCGCCAAACAUGGGUUGAGCAGCUGAAGCCAAUUCUCGUGAUUAACAAGAUGGACAGGCUGGUUACUGAGCUGCAAAUGAGCCCUGCCGAAGCCUACUCACAUCUUAGCAGGCUUCUAGAGCAGGUGAACGCUGUCAUCGGUAGUUUCUAUCAAGGAGAGCGAAUGGAAGAAGACCUCCAGUGGCGCGAGCGCAUGGAAGAGCGCGUCAAUGCCGCUGCCCAGCAAAAACAGGCACAUGAUGGUGACGCCGAGUCCAGUGUUGACGGAGCAGAGUACGAGGAAAGGGACGAUGAGGAUCUCUAUUUCGCACCCGAGAAGAAUAAUGUCAUCUUCUGCAGUGCUGUUGACGGAUGGGCAUUUACUAUCCGGCAAUUCGCCGCCAUCUACGAGAAGAAGCUCGGAAUCAAGCGGGCUAUCCUUGAGAAAGUUCUCUGGGGUGAUUACUACCUUGAUCCCAAAACUAAAAGAGUCCUCGGCCAAAAACAUCUCAAAGGACGGGCCUUGAAGCCCAUGUUUGUGCAGUUGGUGCUGGACAGCAUAUGGGCUGCCUACGAAGCAACUACCGGCGGUGGCAAAGGAAAAGGGUAUGAUCAGACAACAAUCCAGUGUUUCCCAUGCUAA
This is a messenger RNA of Aspergillus calidoustus, 1044 nucleotides long. The record is from the annotation of a GenBank genome assembly. Lineage: Eukaryota; Fungi; Ascomycota; Eurotiomycetes; Eurotiales; Aspergillaceae.